Messenger RNA from Owenia fusiformis, 1472 nucleotides. The record is from the annotation of a GenBank genome assembly. NCBI's taxonomy places the organism in Eukaryota, Metazoa, Annelida, Polychaeta, Sabellida, Oweniidae.
GUUUGAACAAUGGAUACAGAACUAUAUAUGGAAAUGUGAGUUUUUUAAAUCUUUUUCAGAUUAAUCUAUUUAAGACUUAUUUAAUAAGUCAUUAACUCAAAUACCAGUUGGCGGAUCUGGUUCAGAUGUUAUAUCCUUAUGCCAAGAGACAUAGGAGUUCUUCCAAAGAAAUAAUUUUCAAGCUUAGUGUAAAGUGUAAAGUCACACAAUUUUUGCUCCAGACAAAUUUACAAAAAUCUCAAGAAGGACGCAAAGUCUGAUCACAUACUUUUGCAGAGACAUUCAUGAACAUAUGGAGAACGCAUAGAGAAACUUUUAAAGAACAAACUUUAGUACCAAAAGAGUUUUUAGCACAAACUUUUCUGGAUAUUUUGAGAAAGUUCAGAACUAAUAGUACAGGCUGAUAAACACUUGGAUUAAUUGGCUUCAGUCAGUAGGCUAAGCUCAUAAGGACAACCUUGCAGUAGACCAGUAAUUGGCUUGAUAUGGCUACUAAUAUUGCUUCAGAGUCUGAUUCUCCAACUGUAAGCCAACUAUUGGGCUCACAAUCACCAACACAAUCAGAACAUGGUGACAUUUCAAUGACCUCUGGCCUCACUACAUCAGUCAAUCUGAUCCAAGAAACACAACUGGAAUCUGAAGAUGAGAGGGAGGGGGAAACUAGCAGUGUUGAUGCUAGUGCCAUACGAACUCUGAGACCACGUGCUAUUAUAUCUAAGACCCCAAAAACCAAAGGGAGACCAAAGAAGUCACUUACAACAAAGAAUGAUGUAACAGCAGUCCUUAAAGCACUAUCCACCAUGCAGUCUAGUAUAGAUACAACAAAUAAGCUGAUGCAGGGCCUACAAACGACUAAUGCGGACUUGGUCAGUCAGCUAGCUAUGAAAACAGCACAAUGUUGCGAACUAGACAAAGAAUGCCGAGAGUUACGCUCACAGCUGUCAAAAACUCAUAGCACUGAGUCUGGAUUACCAAAGACACUGGUUAUCGGAAGCUCAAUUAUUCGAGACUUUGAUACAAAUAAACUGCAUAACACAGAAGUUGAAUGCAUUCGAGGUGGAACAGUGGACGAUGUACAUAAAUCACUGACGGACAAUAAUGCUUCAUAUGACAGGGUCAUUCUCCAAGUAGGUAGCAACGACUGCAGCAAAGAUAACACCCCAGAAGAUAUCGCUAAACAAUACCAGCUGCUUAUCAAAGGAGCCAAAAACAUUGCUAAUGAAGUAGUUGUGUCUAGUAUAUGCCCUCGCACAGAUAAACCAGCAGCCCAAGAAAAGGUUGACACUGUCAAUGCCACACUACAAGGCAUCUGCUCUGAUGAAGAUGCAAGUGUCACUUUCAUAAACAAUGACCUCUCGUUUAAGCUCCAAGACAAUUCCAUUAAUGAUGGGUUUUUACAUGGUGAUGGCCUCCACUUAUCGAAACCAGGAACAAACCGAUUGGCUAUCAAUAUGAAGCUCAAAACGAAAGGC